AUGACAUCCCGGGAACGGCGCCUAGGUAACCUCUACGGAGAGGACAGAGAGCCAAUAUACAGCAUUCUCUCGUAUACGUGGGGCCGAUAUGAGAUACCUGAAGGCCCGCACAUUGAGAUCAAAGGGAUCGAUUGGAAGAUUCCAUCCAUCAAGGAAGAUCAUUUUACAGUCGAAGACCUGUCGUCUCUCCUCAAACAGAUCUGCUCCAAGCACGAGUAUGUCUGGAUCGAUAUCGCUUGCAUCGAUCAAAGACGUGAAGAAGUAAAGAUGGAAGAGAUCGGAAGGCAGGCCACCAUCUUUAAAACUGCGCGACAGGCUUAUGUUUGGUUGAAUAAGUACGAACCGAAGACAAUUCAACAUCAUAUACAGACGCUGCUGAGCUGUUCCCACGAACUCGUGGAGGCAAAAGGUGAUGCAUCAGUAAAAAUCGCGGAGAUCGUCGAUAGCCUCUCUCGCAUCCUCCAGGAUCCGUGGUUUUCUUCGUUGUGGACGUUGCAAGAGUCAAUUCUGCAGAGGCAUGCCAUCUUGCUGAACAGAUCAGGGCAUCCCAUUACAACAAGCGGUCCAUGGACAGGCACCAAUCCCAAUACGCAACUGCUUGACUUAUCCGGCGCUUGCGUUAUGGCUAGACAAAUACUAGGCCAGGCGAUGUUGGCGGCACGAGCGGAAGGGGGCGACCAAGUACCUCCACAGAUAGGAAUAUUGCAAAGGCUUCAUCGCACAAUAGACGAAUCUGGCAUAGAUUUCGGAUUUGGCCCGAACCCGAACAUCCAAUAUUCCGCAGCGAGGUUCAGACAGACCACGCGCCCCGAGGAUCGCAUCUACGCCAUCAUGCAAAUUUAUGGCUUCAAACUUGGGAAUUCGGCGCUCCCGAAAUCGAAGAUGAAGAACUUCAGCCUUGCAGAGCUCGAAUUGCAGUUCCUGAAGGCGUUGAAUGGCACUUCUGUCGUGCUAGGUCAAGCGUUCCAGCAUCUAAAGGUUCCCGAGCCAGGACAGACUUGGUGCAUCACCAACUCCAUUCGUGUACCCGAGCGGUUUCACAGGAUGAUUUUGCGCGAACAAUUCCAGUCUGCUGCAUGCACAAUCACUAUUCGCCAGAAAAAUGAAGCGUACUUUGAUGGUAUGGCUUGUACCUUGCGCGAGCUCUUGGACCUCUGGCAGUCAAGGUGCCAAGAAAAGAUCUCAGCCAUGGAAAAAGCAACCGAAGCUCCCAUUGAUUUGGAGGAACGAAGUGCUUUUUUUCCAAAUCGGUGGGACCUCAUGCGGUGGAAGCAAGGCAUGAUAGUUGACUAUAACGAGAAGUAUGAUUUUGCAGCCAUGUCGUUCGAAUGGCCUCCAGACACAGCUGUCAUUGAUGAUAUAGGAGACCCCAUAGUGGAGUGCAGGAUCCCUGAGAUGACUCAAGCUGCUGAUAAGCAGCAGGCCCUUGGAAAAGCCUUGAUAGACAGGUAUGGCGACGAGGAAAUUAGGGUAUUCUACCUUGGGCGGAGUCAAUAUAUUGAAAGUAUGGAUCUUGCCCUGGUUCUCGUGCGAGGGCAGACUGAGCAUAAACAUUCGACAAAAGGGAAACCCUGUGUUUGGAGACGAGUGGCGAUCUGUUUCUGGCAUGUGCGAGUAGGCGUUCCGUCCGAAGGUCUAGCCAAAGCUAUGAAACCAUUGAAGGGGAUGUUCGGGUGA
Messenger RNA from Letharia lupina, 1677 nucleotides. RefSeq lists its product as uncharacterized. Lineage: Eukaryota; Fungi; Ascomycota; Lecanoromycetes; Lecanorales; Parmeliaceae. The record is from RefSeq and is a predicted model, not a curated record. The transcript has a single exon. The coding region runs from base 1 to 1677 and encodes 558 amino acids.